AUGCGACAAGGUUGUAUAUUGUCACUGUAUUUAUUCAACUUAUAUGCGGAAUACAUAAUGCCUAAGGCUCGGCUGGAUGAAUCCAAAGCUGGAAUCAAUAUUGCUGGAAGAAAUAUCAACUACCUCAGAUACGCAAAUGAUAAUACUCUAAUGGCUGAAAACGAGGAAGAACUAAAUGACCUGUUGAUGAGGGUUAAAGAAGAGAGUACAAAAGAUGGAUUGUUGCUUAAAGUUAAAAAGACUGAGAUCAUGGCAAAUAGCAAUCUUAGUUCCUGGCAAAUAGAUGGGGAAGAAGUGGAGGCAGUGACAGAUUUUAUUUUCCUGGUAUCCAAGAUCUCCUCAGAUGGUGACUGUAGUCAUGAAAUUAAAAGACGUUUGCUUCUGGGGAGGAAAGCUAUG
This is a messenger RNA of Pelobates cultripes (western spadefoot toad), 399 nucleotides long. NCBI's taxonomy places the organism in Eukaryota, Metazoa, Chordata, Amphibia, Anura, Pelobatidae. The record is from the annotation of a GenBank genome assembly.